AUGUCGGAGCCGUCCCGGGACGCCCGCCCGAUCCCCCGCGGCAGCAAGGCCUGCCGCCGCCUGUUCGGCCCGGUGGACAGCGAGCAGCUCCAGCGAGACUGCGACGCCCUGAUGGCCAGCUGCGUGCAGGAGGCCUGCGACCGAUGGAACUUCGACUUUGUCACCGAGACACCGCUGGAUGGCGACUUCGCCUGGGAGCGGGUGUGGAGCCUGGACCUGCCCAAGCUCUACCUGUCCUCGGGGCCGCGGCGGGCCCAGGACGGCCUGGGGAGAAGCAAGCGGUGCAGCAGCUCCCCGGCCGUGCUGCAGGGGGCCGCGCAGGAGGACCACGUGGACCUGUCGCUGUCCUGCACCCUGGUGCCUCGCUCCCCCGGGCAGCCCGAGGAGUCCCCGGGCGGGCCCAGCACGUCCCAGGGCCGCAAACGCCGGCAGACCAGCAUGACAGAUUUUUAUCUCUCCAAACGCCGGCUGAUCUUCUACCAGAGGAAGUCCUAA
Messenger RNA from Pipistrellus nathusii (Nathusius's pipistrelle), 495 nucleotides. The record is from the annotation of a GenBank genome assembly. NCBI's taxonomy places the organism in Eukaryota, Metazoa, Chordata, Mammalia, Chiroptera, Vespertilionidae.